Molecule: messenger RNA, 1727 nt
Organism: Paraphaeosphaeria sporulosa
Lineage: Eukaryota; Fungi; Ascomycota; Dothideomycetes; Pleosporales; Didymosphaeriaceae
Exons: 1
Coding region: 249-1382 (377 amino acids)
Biological process (GO): regulation of DNA-templated transcription; aflatoxin biosynthetic process
Cellular component (GO): nucleus
Molecular function (GO): DNA binding
Source: RefSeq, a predicted model, not a curated record
CAUGCUCACCGGCCCUAACGGUGAGCAGAAGCCUCGCAAGCUGCGAGCUUCCUGCGACGCCUGCUCCCGUGCCAAAGUCAAGUGCGACAAAGUCAGGCCAACCUGUCACAGGUGUGGUAAUAUGGGAAUCUGCUGCAACUACUCCCCCUCGAUGAGGUUAGCCAUACCAUCUCUAUGCUGCAGCCCCUAGACUCACAAAACGUAGAUUGGGCAAGCCCCGCAAGAACAGGAACCCGGAUGGUACCAUUAUGCGCGACGUAUCACCGGCUAGCUCAUGCGGUCCGUUGAACUUGAACCAGCGUCCCGACAUGAUUCCCCGCACUGCUUCCUACACUACAGAGAGCUCCCCAGAGCCCUCAGAUCCAUUCUUCUUCGGCCCCGCGACUCCAGAGUACCAUUUCCAGGAUGCUUACUUGCCAAAUGCGUUCGAAGGCGGUCAUUCACCUUUCUCUGAGACCAGCUCCUUCAUUAAUGGCUGGUCUAACGAUGACCACCUGAUGUUCACAACUCCAACCGAGAUGUUUACCAGCAUGCCUCAACUCUCCACAUCUCCAUAUGCAAGCCACGUGCGAACUUCGAGCAUGCACAGCCAACCCGAGAUGUUCUCCCCAAUGGAGGGUCUAAACUCGCCCUUGGCUAGCCCAACUUUCUUUGGGAUGUCGGACCAGCAGAACCUCCCCAUGUUCGCCCAUGAUAAGACGACGGUGACUUCACCGGCUAUGUCUCGGUCUCCUCUGCCCACUCCUCCUGCUUCCACGACCACUUCAAACCACGACUGCACUCAGUUCGCUUUCCAGACGCUCAACAGCCUUUACUCACCGCCCACUUCGCCACCGUCUGCCGGAGCCUUUAACGGCUCAUCCCACGGUCUACCCACCCUUGAGACAGUCAUCUCUACCAACAAGUCCGCUGUUGACAAGCUCUUCGUGCUAUUGGGCUGCUCAUGCUCUUCCAACCCGCACUUCUCCACGACUAUUGCAUUCACCAUUGUGAAGAUCCUCUCAUGGUACCAAGCAAUCUCUGGUGCAAGCUCUGAGGGUGACUCUAUUAUGAACACUCAGAUGGAGGUUUUCUCGCAGUCUCCCGCCUCUAUGGGCGAUUACAGCCCUAUGAGCGACAACGAGGAUUCCUUCCGGGCCCAGCUUGUUCUGACCGAGCUUCGCAAGGUCGAGAAGCUCAUUGACAAGUUCUCUGAGCGCUACACCAAGAACACCAACCACGCCGAGACCGGCAUCGACGGCGGUGUCUACAGCGCCUUGGAGUCUCUGCUCCGGACCCGCGUGCGCGACACUUUCAAGGUGACCAUGCGGAACGCACCCGAUGACAUCAAGCGACAGGUCGCUUCGCGAUCGCAUCAGCGCUCACGUACGCACACUCUCUGAUCUGGCUUGCUCCUGCGACUUAGCGACUGUACAUUCUUAUCUCUUCGCUUCCUGUCUAUGCUUUGUCUUUCCAAUACACCGUCACGAUUGCGCAUUAUAGACUUUGGGCUUUACGGCCACCGGAAGGGGCUUUCCGUUUCCUGUACGAUGCCUCGCUUGCCUGCCUUUUGCCUGGUUUGGGGGGAAAUAGACUUCGCUUCUUGUGUACAUAUUUUUGGAAAGAAGAAGACAGGCAAGGGGCAGUGUAGCAUGCUGCGUGCUGCGUGCUGCGUCCGCGUCACACGCAGCACGCAAUAUACGCUUGCAGGGGCAGCGUGUCCGCGAGGCAGCGGCUUCCACGACGAA